This is a messenger RNA of Volvox carteri f. nagariensis, 408 nucleotides long. RefSeq lists its product as uncharacterized. The coding region runs from base 1 to 408 and encodes 135 amino acids. The transcript has a single exon. The record is from RefSeq and is a predicted model, not a curated record. NCBI's taxonomy places the organism in Eukaryota, Viridiplantae, Chlorophyta, Chlorophyceae, Chlamydomonadales, Volvocaceae.
AUGUGCAGCGCGGCUACCAUCGCGCCCAAUGGGCGCGACGGUGAACAGGCAGAUGUGCGGCGCGGCUACCAUCGCGCCCAAUGGGCGCGAUGGUCAACAGGCGGAUGUGCAGCGCGGCUACCAUCGCGCCCAAUGGGCGCGACGGUCAACAGGCGGAUGUGCGGUGUGGCUACCAUCGCGCCCAAUGGGCGCGACGGUAAACAGGCGGAUGUGCGGCGCGGCUACCAUCGCGCCCAAUGGGCGCGACGGUCAACAGGCAGACGUGUGAGGCGGCUACCAUCGUGCCCAAUGGGCGCGACGGUCAACAGGCAGAUGUGCGGCGCGGCUACCAUCGCGCCCAAUGGGCGCGACGGUCAACAGGCGGAUGUGCAGCGCGGCUACCAUCGCGCCCAAUGGGCGCGACGGUGA